Metschnikowia bicuspidata var. bicuspidata NRRL YB-4993 is the source of this 288-nucleotide messenger RNA. Its product is annotated as U4/U6-U5 snRNP complex subunit. The transcript is spliced from 2 exons. The record is from RefSeq and is a predicted model, not a curated record. Lineage: Eukaryota; Fungi; Ascomycota; Pichiomycetes; Serinales; Metschnikowiaceae. Gene Ontology annotation, molecular function: RNA binding. Gene Ontology annotation, cellular component: U4/U6 x U5 tri-snRNP complex; precatalytic spliceosome; U6 snRNP. Gene Ontology annotation, biological process: mRNA splicing, via spliceosome. The coding region runs from base 1 to 288 and encodes 95 amino acids.
AUGUCCGCCCUCAAAGAAUAUCUUGGAAAGAAAGUGCGUGUUGUCACGACGGACGCUCGUCUUUUUGAGGGGACGCUCAGCAGUUUUGACCACUCGACCAACGUGAUAUUAUCUGACACAAUAGAACGGAUCAUAUAUCCAAAUGAAGAAAACCAGAUGCUACUGCUAGGUGUGUAUUUGCUUCGAGGAGGUAGUGUGGUAUGUGUGGGGGAAGUUGAUGAGCUUGCAGAUAUCGAUUGGAUGACUAUUAAUGGUGAAGAGCUAAAGGGAACAAAAAACCCACUAUGA